CUCACCCGGCAAUGUCCAUUGCCAAAUGGUUGGUUUGGGCGACAGUUCUCUGGUCGAGAUUGGCAGCAGAGAUUGAGCAAUGCAACUCGCUGCCGCGGAGUGAAGAGACCAAAGAAUAUUGCGCACAAAGCUGCAGAAUGCUACUGGCAUUUGUACGAAUGCGAAUGCCUUACGAUACCGUGGACUUCAAAGUAUUGCAGAAAGCAAACGAGAUGAAUACAUGGUCAGUCUGCCCCGCAGCUUUUCGCAGCGUUGUCUUCGCGCGAUUGGCGCAUGAGAUUGCACAGUUUCAACCCACAGAUGACUGGUGGGACGGAGUGGCGCGCAGAAUCAAAUUAGCAGAGCACGCGGCGCGCGAGUUCAUCACCAACAACAUGUCAGGCUACUUGUCUUCGGGAACGAGCUUUGCACCGUGGUUUCAUCUGGGAGCCAUCUUCGACGUGGUCGGGGAAAAGUUCCCGGAGUAUUUUGGAGAAAAAGGAGUUCUGCAGACGCCACAGAGCGAAGCUCUGGCGGGAGCCUUGCGGACGUACUUGGACCUGGAUGCCCCGCAGAUUUCGCCCCUGGAGAUGUUGCAGCUACAGGGCUGGAGCUCACAUGACUUCGAGCGUCCUAAGAUUUCUACCCUUGAACGAGCGACGCUUUUGUUUGCUGAAGCAGAUUUCAUACGAAUCACGAAGGCCUAUGGCAUUCCUGGUUCUGGAGGCCUGAUGGGAAAAGACCGUGACGAAAUGAAUCGUUUGGUGGACUAUGGUCAACGAUUCCUUCGACAAGUCUACUUUCACAUCAAGGCGGCUUCUCCCGAAAAAAUGACGGAAAACGAGGGCAUUCUCUUGGCGGUGUGGCGCACACCGGUGCCUUUGUUCGAAGUGUUGGAUCGACUUGACAGUCAAGUCUUGGAGCCUAUUUUCCUACAUACUUCUCCGAUCUUUGGAGAGCAGCAAUUUCUGGUGCACCUGUUGCCCACGCGGAAUGUGGAGUCCAAUCACGUUCGGGCAUUCUUUGAACUUCACUGCGACCUGGUCUUCAAAGAUUUGGUUGAAGAGUAUCGUGGCGCUCAGCAGCCCUUGGUGGUGGUGGAAAUUGGUACAGCCUUAGGAGGCUGUGUGCUUCAUGCUCUGUCCCAGUUGCCACCUCAGACUCGCGCUCUGGCCAUCGAUGCCUAUGGCCCCGCCGUGGCGGCGCUGCGCAGGACGGCGGCCUCGAAUGGCCUCAAGGAUAGGCUCACCGUCGUUGAGAAAUUUAUCUGCCCAGAUGAGAAACGUCGCUACUCGUUUGAAUUGAAGGCCACUGGGCCGUCGCUGGUCCAACCGGCUUGGGACGAGGCCAAUGACGACAAGCAGGACUCGGAGACAUCACAAUCAGUGGAAUGUAGCAGCUUGGAGUCUGUUUUCCUAGAGCACGGCAUCUCCAAGGUGGACCUCUUGCGGAUUCACGUUCUCGGACGGGAGUACGAUGCCCUUCGCUCCGGGGAGCGCUUCUUCGCGGAGGGAAAGGUCACCACAGUGGCAGCUUCGAUCAGCCAGAUGAACACCAAGCCUGGAAGUAUGGCUGCAAUGCUUCUGCGUCAUGGAUACUCGCUUCAAUUUCGUGAAUUUCGUGAUCAAGAUGUUGUGACGGUCUUUAAUAACCAAGACGUUCUUCCAAAAAGUACCCAUACCAUGACAGCGAGGUUGAAGAGUUAGCUGACGAUCCUUGGAACUUUUGGAACUUGGAAGACCCGCCAUGAUGGCCACGAAAAGCGGAAUCUCCAGCGGAGACCUCCAGUGCAGCGUGUGUUUGGAAUCAGCCCUCCACCUGGUGACGUUCAACGGGGACCCUGAGAUCCCCCCGCCUGGGCUUGAACGACAGCUGCAAAGACCAUGGCGGCCCAGCCCUGGCAGCACAGCCAUGGGACUGAGAUGGUCCUGUUGGGAGGUUGGAAUCUGUCAGCGUUGGAAGGCCUAAAUGGGCAAAUGGCUUCUCCGGCUCACCUAGAAUCGUUUGUGAUAGAAA
Cladocopium goreaui is the source of this 1995-nucleotide messenger RNA. The record is from the annotation of a GenBank genome assembly. Lineage: Eukaryota; Dinophyceae; Suessiales; Symbiodiniaceae.